UUCACCUCCCCAUCCUGCCUGUACCUUCUGUCUGCCUAUGAUCCUCAAGUACAGCGGUUGUUGACCCCGAAGAUACUUUGUUCACUUGUCAACAAUGAAUGAGUAAAGAAAUAAGCACUCUAAUUGACUGUGGAUAGUACGAAGAUGUGGGGGUCUUGGUUACACAAGAAAAACAUGUCUGCCUUUACUUGUCCUUUUUACUUGUUUUUGUUUCAUUCUGACAUCGGUUAUAUUUGGAGACUCAUGCUUCAUAACCCCACCGCUGCACUUUGGUUGCUUUUACUGUCCUACCUAUUAUUGAUGUUUAAAUGCUUUUAACAAACUUAAAUCCGAAUUACUGUUUAAAUCAUGACUAGAAUACUGAUACUGACAAACUCAACAUUUUAUUUUGUAAGAAAAAUCCCCAAAACUUUAAGCACAAAUGAAACUCUAAUAAAGUGUAUACACUGAAUACGCAAGUCGUUCAUUAUUUACAACUUCACACUUUAUUCUUCAACUUAAAAGAGGUGGAUGUUCAUGGCUAUCUAGAUCGGUUGUGUGUUACAUAUACCUUUAUGUAUGUGGAUUUCAGUAUACAAUUUAUAUGGGAUCAUAACCUCAAGGCAUCUUCCCAGGAUCACAUGACGUUGGUGCUAGCGAGUUGAUAAGGAUGGGUGACUAUACUCAUUGUGAAAUCAAUCCCGGGGGAAGUUAAUGUCACAAACGGGUGCUGGGUGGGGAUCUGCAGGUCCCCUGGGGACAAAACAUUGCAGCUCCUGAUGGGUCCACGAAGAAAAGGAGCUCACAUGAUCUUGCUAUGACUUGUCUUCUCUGUGUGUGUGUGUGUGUGUGUGUGUGUGUGUGUGUGUGUUAUGCUUGGAUGGGUUGAUGCGCUCCUCUUCUUUGUCCUCCAUAGUAUGCAGAUGAGUCGCAGCGCACCGUUAGGAAUGAGCUAUCCAGAAGGGAAGGGAAAACUCCUCGCCACUCUUUUUUCGCCUGAACUGGAACGAACUGUGAAUAAAAAAACAUUUUGACUGUUUGACAGCUGGGAGAGUUCUAAAUUUGCAACGGUAGGCCUGCUGUGUAUGCCAAAUGUUAAUUUGGAGUAAGAUGGUCUGAAACAUGUUGGGACUUGGUGUGACUUUGAAAAACAAAUGGUUUCACCUUCAAACUUCAACUUUUAUUUUUCAGCCGCUUUGUUCAUCCCUUCAUUACUCUAACGAGGCCUGGGUCGACGGAGGACUCGUUCAGCUCCUCUCCUCCUACGCAUGGGACACCCGCUUAACACUUUCUGUUAGUCCCCGGUUUGACCUUCAGGUAAUCCUUCUGGAUCAUUGUCCCUUCAGCAAGUCUGUACCUGCUGGUUCCGCUUACUGCCCGGUCUCCAUAGCAAUGGGAUCUACAUUCAGCCAGUUCUGCAUGCGCUGCUGCUGCUGCUGCUGUGCUGCGGAAGAAGACGACAACGACGAGAAGCAGGCUUUACUUCCUCCAGACCCCCUGGAGUACUUUGACCGUGAGGUCCAGAAGCGGCGGGACCAGGAGACCAACCUGUGGAGUGAGCCGGGGGACCCCAGCCACUCUGAGAGAGACGACGACCGGGCCCUCUACGGCCUGCUCCAGGCUCGGGGCAAGACUCGCUCGGGCUCCACGAGGUUCCGGCGCCUGAGCGUAGACAUCGAGGCAUUGAGAGAUACACGGCGAGAGGUCAGAGACAAGUGGAAGACCAUCCUGGAGAACCUGGGUUUCAUGGCGGAGGCGGAUUCCUUGCUGACGGUGUCGGCCACCGCGUCCUCCGACCGCAUGCGCAACGCAGCGGCCGCUCGCACCAUGCUGCACACCUUGUCCUCCGAGACCUCCCUUUUCGAAUCCAGAGAGCCUCCCCCCGAGAGAUACCUCUUCAUUCUGGAUCGUCUUAUAUAUCUCGACGUAGCGGACGACUUCCUGGCAAAGGCCAGGCGCUUCUACCCUCCUCGGGAUUCUGAUGAGGAAGAGGAGGGCUCAGGGCUGUCCAUUAACCUGCCCCUGUUGCUGGCCCGGAUGGAGGCGGGCGUGAAAAGAGGAGCGGACGGUGUUGACGAGGACGAUGAAGAAAGUGAAAGAGAAUAUUAGAAACCUUGAGGAGGAGGAGGAGGAGGAGGAGGAGGAGGAGGAGGAGGAGAUGGAGAAGAAAACUGUGGUCUGUGUUGCUCGACUGGCUUUAGUUGCGUCUUUCUCUCUUCCUAUUGGUGGUUCUCCACCACUGCUGUGUGGAGUUCAAAGUCUGAAUCCCAUCUUGUCCCAUACUCUUCCGUUAUUCAGAAAUAAAAUCCCAUCGGUGAUGAACAAAGUUGAGUUUCAGGUUUUUCUCUGGAGAGCAGUUUGUGUUUGUGUCUGUGUCCUGUGGUCCACAGAGUUAGAGGUUUUUCAUUUGUUCCCCUCUUUUACCCCGGGGCAUAUUAUGUUCAAAUAUGAAAAGGUUCCAUUUAUAAUUUGUCUUAUGAUUAUCAGCACUCUGCACUCUUUAAACCACAAGAUUUAUUUUUCAUUUACUAUCAUUCAGCAGGUCAAGGUCGAAUCGAACAAUUGCGAAUUGAACAUAACUCAUCAUAGCAUAUUUAUUCACGUUAUUAUUCUGGUAAAAGUAGUAGCAUACAGUAAUAAUUGUGAAAAGCGAUUACUGUAGUCAAACGUUUUUUCUUUUUUGAGUUUAAGAAAAGAAAGGACAAGUUGAAGGAUAUGGAGAGGAUGUGAUGAAUUCACCCCUUGUAAACUAUGGCCGUAAGUGAUUUUAGCCCAUGAGGAGAUAGUUAGAGUUUUGUAUUGUUCGUAUGUAUUGGCUGUUUAGAAUGAUGUUUAAAUAAAGUUGUCCAUCUAAAUCCGGACCACUGUGUUGCAUGCAAUUGUCAACUCUAGGUUCUUUCUCUCCUGGGUUUGAAUUAAAUAAGGAUAACUUAUAGCCUGUUCAGCAUUGAAACCUCUGAAAUGCCCGAAGACUUCACUUUUGAUGAGCAGGAGUGAUGAACAGAAUUGUCAUGCGACAAAACAUUGAAGCCGGCUUUCAAAGACGGGUGUUGUUGGACUUGUAGUUGGAAUUUUAGAAACAGCAGCACAGAGAAUACCCUGUGAGAGAAUACCCCUACAACUGCAAUGAAUAUUAUGCUUGUUGGGUUUGAGUUCAUUGAGUUGUUGCACUUAAUGUUGGGCCACUGUUUUUCAGUUUUGUGACAUCAUUGAAUGAUGAUGUAUGUGAGCCCUUCGCACUAACCAUUCAUGUGGCUGUUGGAGCAUGGCAAACAUGAAAUUAAUGUUUGUUUGUUAAAUUGACAUACUGUACAUAGGUUAUUAUUCUGGAAGAUUUUUUAGGUAGUGGCCAUUCCCCAAAUGCACCUAAAUACAGGAAAUCAUAUCUACCAAAUUCAAAAUUUUGUAGCUUCUCUCAGCAUACGUUUAGUUCAAGUGCGCAGUCAUGUGGCCCUCUGACGGUGAUGAUGAAAAAUGUGGCCCUCUUUAUCAUGAAAGUUGCCCAUCCCUGAUCAGCCUAACAU
This is a messenger RNA of Gadus chalcogrammus (walleye pollock), 3503 nucleotides long. RefSeq names its product melanoregulin (gene mreg). Gene Ontology annotation, biological process: melanosome transport. The transcript is spliced from 5 exons. Bases 1102 to 2088 code for a protein of 328 amino acids. The record is from RefSeq and is a predicted model, not a curated record. Gene Ontology annotation, cellular component: melanosome. NCBI's taxonomy places the organism in Eukaryota, Metazoa, Chordata, Actinopteri, Gadiformes, Gadidae.